This is a messenger RNA of Corylus avellana, 1932 nucleotides long. The record is from RefSeq and is a predicted model, not a curated record. Lineage: Eukaryota; Viridiplantae; Streptophyta; Magnoliopsida; Fagales; Betulaceae.
GGAAUGGUCAUAUUGCUGUGCUUGAGAUUGUUCUAGUCUUUGGAAUUCCUAACAGCGUUGAAUGCUUCUCUGUUCUUCCACAAACCUAUAAGAGUUUCUAACCUCCCAAGCUUUCCAAUCGACAAUACUAUGGCCAGCGAGAGGAUGCUGCCAAUUACAGCACAGCAACCCCGUGAGGGUGAUCAGCCGAACCCGUUUACCAUGAAGUGCGACGAGUUGAUGGGUCUAAUUUCUCCAACCCAUAUUGUUCCAGUACUUGACGAAAAAUUUGAUGCCGACUCUCUUUUCGUUGUCGUUAAAAACAUUCUUAGGCGUUCCACCCAUAUUGUCGACAAUCUUUUACUGGGCCAGGAACACCCGGAGAACAUGGAGGAAAAAGUGUCCAGAGUCAGCUUCGGUCCACUAUUAUGCACACUCAAUCAACUUUCCUAUGAGAUGGCAUGCAAGGCUCCAGGUGUGGAAAUUGCACACAAAACAACAAUGUCAAUACUUACCAAACUCUCAAACUAUUCAUGGGAUUACAAGGCAGUGCUGACGCUUGCGGCUUUUGCUUUGAAUUACGAGGAUUUCUUGACUUUUGACUCAUCACACCAACUUGUCGAAUCAGCGGAGAUCUCAAAGCAUGUGCCUGCCAUCUUAUUAAAGUACUCAUGCCUUCAAAAAUACAGAAAAAUGAUUGGUGAACUUAACAAAAUUAUCAAUGACGUGUUGGACGUCAUCGAGUCCAUCCUAGAGCUGAAAAUGCUAUCUAAUAAUGAUAAAAUGUAUGAGGUGAAGCCAUGGCUUAUCUACUGGAUUAUCAUUACUAUUGCAGCUUGCACAACUCAGAUGCUUUGUCUCAAGAGUGAUGAGGACAAGACACAGGAACUACUUCCCUUCGCCAAGAAAAUCAAUGGCAUCCGCGCCAUAGUAAGCGGUUCAAAAAUGGUUUGCAAUUUACAAACAGCAGAAAUGAAGGAAGAAAGGAAACUAAAGGAACUUUUACAAACACCUGACGAAAUCACAAAGGUUUUGAAGGCGCUGAUUUUCACCAAGGAUGAUAUGCAACCUCUUAUUGACGGUUCUACCAACAAAAUGGUUAGCAUCAAUGUGCUGAAAAAGAAGAAUGUUUUAUUGCUCAUUACGAGCUUGAACAUCUCCAAUGAUGAUAUCUCAAUUUUGAAGUCAAUUUAUAAUGGAAUAUUAAGGAAGGAUGGGUAUGAAUCUGAUACAUAUAAAAUUGUAUGGAUCCCAAUUGUGGAGCAGUGGACUGAUGGCCUACAAAAGAAGUUUGAGAUGUUGCGGUCUAGAAUGCCAUGGUACAUAGUGCAAUAUUUUUCACCACUAGCCGGCAUCAAGUUCAUUAAGGAGGAGUGGUACUUCGAAAAUGAGCCUAUUGUCGUGAUGAUGAACCCACAUGGAGAUGUAUUUAACGAAAAUGCAUUCCACAUGAUUCGGGACCUAGGAAUGAAUGCCUUCCCUUUCACUUCCAAGCAGGGACGGAGGAAGGGGGGGACUGGCAAGGACAACAGGUGGAUUGAACAAUUCUCCCAGAAAGUAAACGUUGUAGCUGAGGAUCCAAUCACAAAGGAAGCAAACAUUUCCAUAGAGUUGUCUUGCCUUGGAAAAGGCCGACAAUAUUUUUGGAAAUUCCCUAAGGCUGAGAAGAAGACUGGAUUUGACCCUAGGAACCAAGAAAUCCAACAAUUAUUGGAUUCCUUCAAGAAUGAGAGUAGAUGGGCUGUGUUGACCAAACAGUCUACAAGUGUAGUUAGUGAUCAAGGCACAACAAUUUUGAAAGUCCUGGAGGCGUUUGAAGAGUGGAAGGUGAAUGUGCCUGAGAGAGGCUUCGAAAUUUGCUUCAAAGAGUACCAUGACAAGUUUCAUCAAAUUGGUCCCCUACCAUCGACAUCAUUUUGGAAUUGUCGCCGUGUUCUCUGUUUUGGAUUAUAG